Messenger RNA from Gopherus evgoodei (Goodes thornscrub tortoise), 3867 nucleotides. It is a transcript of the gene KLHL17, whose product is annotated as kelch like family member 17. Lineage: Eukaryota; Metazoa; Chordata; Testudines; Testudinidae. Bases 451 to 2223 code for a protein of 590 amino acids. The transcript is spliced from 14 exons. Gene Ontology annotation, molecular function: protein binding. The record is from RefSeq and is a predicted model, not a curated record.
GAACCUAUGAAGUGAGUGCAACUAUGGCUUAGCUAAGCCAUCUGGAUACCGUCCUGUUUGAACAAGCCAGCGUUGCUAGCUCCUAGUCCCCCACAACUUUCACUUGGCUUGGAGCGAGAGAGGGGCUGCUGGGUGGUCCUGAAGAAUUAGCAGCUGGGGACAGCACAGACACACACAGCAUCCUCGUAGGAGACCCCGGCGCUAGAGAUUAGUUAUGAGCCAUCUCCCUGCACCUAUAUCUGCCUAGCUUGGUACCCCAGACUGUGAUGCUCAGAAGGAACCCAUGGCUGUCCAUUUUCCCCACUUAAUUUUGUCCUCCACCUUGGGGAGCUGUGAGUGAAGCUGGGAGUCGGAAGAUCUGAGUUCUAUUCCUUGCUGAGCUGCUGUGUGACCUUGGGGACCCAGAAGGGGCCCAGCUGAGAACCGAGUGCCCGCCGUUGCCCUGCAGCCAUGGAGGGCGGCAUGCAGCUCCUCAACCGGGACGGCCACAGCAUCUCCCACAAUUCCAAGCGGCACUACCACGACGCCUUUGUGUGCAUGAAUCGCAUGCGGCAGCGGGGCCUGCUGUGUGACAUCGUGCUGCAUGUGGGCACCAAGGAGAUCAAGGCCCACAAGGUGGUGCUGGCCUCCUGCAGCCCCUACUUCCACGCCAUGUUCACAAAUGAGAUGAGCGAAAGCCGCCAAACCCAUGUGACACUGCACGACAUAGACCCGCAGGCUCUGGAUCAGCUGGUGCAAUAUGCCUACACUGCAGAGAUCGUGGUGGGUGAAGGGAACGUGCAGACGCUGCUUCCAGCCGCCAGCCUCCUCCAGCUCAACGGCGUGCGGGAUGCCUGCUGCAAGUUCCUGCUAAGCCAGCUGGACCCGUCCAACUGCCUGGGCAUCCGGGGCUUCGCCGACACGCACUCCUGCAGCGACCUGCUCAAGUCCGCCCACAAGUACGUCCUCCAGCACUUUGUGGAGGUGUCCAAGACGGAGGAGUUCAUGCUGCUGCCGCUCAAGCAGGUGCUAGACCUCAUCUCUAGUGACAGCCUCAACGUGCCAUCCGAGGAAGAGGUGUACCGGGCCGUGCUGAGCUGGGUCAAACACGACGUGGACAGCAGGAGGCAGCACGUCCCAAGGCUCAUGAAGUGCGUCCGGUUGCCCCUGCUGAGCCGGGAUUUCCUGAUGAGCCAUGUGGACACGGAGCUCCUGGUCCGGCACCACUCGGAGUGCAAGGACCUGCUGAUCGAGGCCCUCAAGUACCACCUCAUGCCAGAGCAAAGAGGGGUCCUCGGCAACAGCAGGACCCGGCCCCGGCGGUGCGAGGGGGCUAGUACCGUGCUCUUCGCCGUGGGUGGGGGUAGCCUAUUCGCCAUCCACGGAGACUGCGAAGCCUAUGACACGCGGACGGAUCGGUGGCACAUGGUGGCCUCCAUGUCGACCCGGAGGGCCAGGGUGGGCGUGGCUGCCAUCGGAAACAAGCUGUAUGCUGUGGGCGGUUACGACGGGACCUCCGACCUGGCCACAGUGGAGUCGUACGACCCGGUUACCAACUCCUGGCAGCCGGAGGUGUCCAUGGGCACCAGGCGCAGCUGUCUGGGCGUGGCGGCGCUUCACGGGCUCCUCUAUGCAGCAGGGGGAUAUGACGGGGCCUCAUGUCUGAACAGCGCCGAGAGGUACGACCCCCUGACGGGCACCUGGACCUCGAUCGCUGCCAUGAGCACCAGGAGGCGAUACGUCCGGGUGGCAACACUAGAUGGCAAUCUCUACGCCGUCGGGGGAUAUGACAGCUCAUCCCACUUAGCCACGGUGGAGAAGUACGAGCCGCAGAUCAACACAUGGACCCCAAUCGCCAACAUGCUGAGCCGCCGCAGCAGCGCCGGUGUGGCCGUGCUGGAAGGGAUGCUCUACGUGGCCGGCGGCAACGACGGCACCAGCUGUCUUAACUCCGUGGAGCGCUACAACCCGAAAACCAACACCUGGGAGAGCGUGGCCCCCAUGAACAUUCGGAGGAGCACCCACGACCUGGUGGCCAUGGACGGGUGGCUGUACGCAGUGGGCGGGAACGACGGCAGCUCCAGCCUCAACUCCAUUGAGAAGUACAACCCCCGCACCAACAAGUGGGUGGCGGCCUCGUGCAUGUUCACGCGGCGGAGCAGCGUGGGGGUGGCGGUGCUGGAACUGCUCAACUUCCCGCCCCCCUCCUCGCCCACCCUCUCCGUGUCCUCGACGAGCCUUUGACAAAGAAUCCAGUCGUACCUUACCUCCAGAGGGCAGCAGUGGAUGGAGGAGCGCAAGGCCACCCUGGCCUGACCCCUGUGGCAGCCAGUCGCUGUAGACCGGAAUGGGGGGGUCCCAGCUGCUGCCUCCAGCCCCGGCCCACAGCAAUUCCGUGGGCCCCUCGGGGGCUCUGCCUCUCUUGGGUGCACACUUCAGAUCAGCGUGCUGAGAGUUGGAAUGGCACUUUCCAUUUGAGAGUCCCCUCUGCCAGCGUGUACGGUGGGGGGAGCUCUUGGCUCCAUCCACAAACCUGCCCACGACUCAACUGACUUUUGGGGCUGGCCAGGCCCAGUCGAAACCAUUGCUGCUUUUAGGAUUUACCACGCGCCAACAUGUGCUGCACACUGGACAGCCACGCGAGGAAGGAUCCAGGCAGACAGGAGCGGCGGGGGUGGAUGACUGACGCAUAUGGUGCUUCUCCAGGAAACCGCUGAAUGUCCCACCGCUCCUCGGAAUGCUACCUUAGCCAAACUCUCUGUAUUUAGCCUCCAGCGCACUGUUAAUGCCUCUGAGACCAGUGCACGGGUGUCUGAUCGAUGCCUUAAAAACUGCAGCCGGGGGAUGCGGCGGGGAGAAGGCCCCAAAACUGUGUGGAGCAUCCCAAGCCCUCCGGCAUUUCUGUCUUCUGCUGACCCCGUCCCGCUCGCUGUCAAUCCGGAUUUGCCAUCGCUACGGAGGUUCCCCAGCCGCCCAGAUAGAUUUAAUGAGCUCACCGGCUCGGGGGCAGUCACCGUCCCACUGUUACAAAUGACUGUGCUGCUGCCCUCUGCACACGUGUCUGUGUCAUUGUGUUAACCUGGCGGCUGGGAACAAUUCAGCCUCCACAUUGCUUCCCUGAUCACAAAGAAGGAUCUAGGCUUGGGCCAGGCCCUUGAUUCCCUAUAACAGUGCGACCCGGCAGGUGGCACAGGCCGCAGGGUCGCACUGUGUUAUUUAUUUAAUGUGUCUGCCAUUUGUAUUUAUUAUGCUAAUCUUUUAAUUUUAAUUCUUAUUAACAUUAUUUUAAAUUAUUCUGGUGUUCCCUAUCCCACCUCGUUCUCUCCGCCGACUUGGGAAGGGAUGAGAGGAACGAGCCAGGGGCAUUUUUUUAAAUGAUCUUUUGGACAAUGACUAUGGUAAGUGUAAGUGUGUGAGAGAGGCCAUAUGUGCAGUGAAACCAGCACAGCAGGGACCAUUUGCAGCUAGCAACUCCCUGUCUUAAACUACCACUCUAACGGCUGAAUCAUCUUGUACUGUAAUGCACACGGUUGGCCGUCUAGACCCCCCUGUACCAUAGAACCUCCUGAGUGGUGGCUUAAAAUGUGUUUCACUCAUAUGCCGUGGUCUGUGUGUGGUUUGCAUGAAGACAGGUUAGCAGGUGUUCCCCAUGGUGUGUAGGAACGGCUAAACCACUGAUACCUCAGUAGCACUGGUAGAAUGUUCUGUGACUGUUGCUUUCUUUUCUUUUCUUUUCUUUCUCCCCCUGAUUCUCUCUCCUCCCCACUUCAUCAUCCUUUAGAUUCCACUUGUGAAAACACUCGCUGACUUAUAGCUCUGGAAGUGACUGGAGAUUUUUUGGUGCCCAGGUUGAGACACUUUAGAAAGGGCCAGUUUUUUCCCCAAGAU